Solanum verrucosum is the source of this 1265-nucleotide messenger RNA. RefSeq lists its product as uncharacterized. Lineage: Eukaryota; Viridiplantae; Streptophyta; Magnoliopsida; Solanales; Solanaceae. The transcript has 6 exons. Gene Ontology annotation, cellular component: nucleus. Gene Ontology annotation, biological process: U6 snRNA 3'-end processing. Gene Ontology annotation, molecular function: 3'-5'-RNA exonuclease activity. The coding region runs from base 16 to 873 and encodes 285 amino acids. The record is from RefSeq and is a predicted model, not a curated record.
CAUCGGGCGAGAGAUAUGGAAGCGCUAAUAGCCUCAUACGCAGACGAUUCUUCUGACUCCGAUUCCGACUCCAAUCCCACCCCUCCACAGCCGCCGUCAGCUUCGACAUCACUGGCCCCUCUUCCCCCGCCUCCUAUUUCACUUCUUCAACCGCCCAACUGUUUUGUUCCCUUGGACUCCUUGCCUAGUAGUCAAGUCAAUCGCGUUCGAAGCUUUCCUCACAUUGAAGGCAAUUAUGCUUUACAUGUCUACAUCCCAGUUUAUAUACCAUCUGCAACAAGGAAGGGGCUGGCCAGUUUUCUGAAGAAGGUCACAGCUAUUGUACCUACUCUACAUGCUGUGGAUGUUGAUGUACCAUUGAGUGGUUUGUUGAAAGAUGAAGCACUGCUUGAAAAAGUGGUGUUGGGUAGAGAGUUUCACAUUAGUUUGGGAAGAACUGUUCCUCUCCGCGUGCAUCAGAUUAAUUCCGUGGUCUCCAUGCUUCGACAGAGGCUUCAGUUUCAGAGGAGGUAUUUGAUAGAUUUUAACAAAUGGGAGAUCUUUGUCAAUGAUGAUUCAACUCGCACAUUCAUGUCACUGGAAGUUGUAGAAGGAGGCUUAGAACAGAUAAGAAAGCAAAUCCAAGCUGUUGAUGAAGUCUACAAACUACAUAACCUUCCGGAAUUUUACAAGGAUCCACGCCCUCACAUCUCAAUAACUUGGGCAUUGGGGAAUAUCAGGGACACCCUGAAGAGAAUGGUGGAAGAAGAGAUGAAGAAAUACGAAGUGGGUUCAAGUUCACGGCAGAAAUGUAUUUUCACAAGCAAAUUCACUGGCAUUUUGUGCAAAAUAGGCAACAAGAUGCAUGAAAUCUGCAAGUUUCAGGAAGAAUAACAAUUGUUUAUAGAUUCCUAGUUAACCUUUUCGACUAUGCAUCUCCCAGAAGGCUAAUUAGAAGGACUUGUUAUUGUAAAAAGUCGAACUGAGCAAAAAGGAAAAAGGCAACGAUUGUUGAUAGGUUUGUCGUUUCAAUGAAGAUAACAAGAGAGAGGCUCACUCUGUUCUAGAAUCUCUGUCCAAUAUGAGCUGAAAGAAGAUAACAAGUGAUGAGUGCAUAUUCCAGGUCCCAGCAUAUCAAUGAUGUACUAACUCGUAAAAAGGUUCGACUUGUCUAAUUUUAUGAGUUCUAUUAGAUUCAUCAUUUGAGAAAAAAAUUAUGUGAGUGAGCCCUUAAAAUGUUAUUUAUGUUCUAUUAGAUGCAUUUUGGACAAACUUUAAGCUACAUA